CAAGAUACCAUGGUUUUUUUUUUAUCGCGUGGUGUACAACAUUCCGGUUCUGCAGCUAGCGGCGCGGGGUAUCUCAAUUAUAUUACGGGUACGCGCGUUUUAUCCAUAUCUUCACGAACACGCAUAAUUGCUUUAUUGCUUGUACUACUAGUACUACGGUUUCGUAGCCAGAAGAGUUAUUUCCUAUAAUUUUCCCGGCCCAAACACAGUCCGUUCAAAGUCAACAUGACGGAGAAAAUAGACAUGAGCCUGGAGGACAUCAUAAAGAUGAACAAGACGAACAAAAGAGGAGGAGGGCGAGGACGUGGCGGACGUGGACGCGGCGCCGGUGGACAAACGCGUGGCGGUGCCGUUGGUGGACGGACCAGAGGCGGCAGUGGGGCUGGAGUUGGUGGAGCAAUCCGACGACAGAACAGGGGUGGUGCCCGCCCUACUCCUUACUCACGGCCGAAACAGGUACCAGACCAGUGGCAGCAUGACAUGUAUGAGGGGGCUGGCUCUGGCAGGUACAGAACCAGUGGCACCAUCAGUGGCCAAAACCAGCAAGGACGGCUUGUUGUCUCCAAUCUAGAUUAUGGAGUCUCUGAUGAUGACAUCAAGGAAUUAUUUGGAGAUUUUGGGGUCUUACUUCAUGGGGCUGUCCACUACGACCAAUCAGGCAGAAGUCAAGGCACAGCUGAUGUGGUCUUUCAGAGGAAAGCAGAUGCCAUCAAAGCCAUGAAGCAGUAUAAUAAUGUACCCUUAGAUGGUAGCCCCAUGAACAUUGAGCUGGUUACGUCACCACUUGAGUAUGAACAACAGAUGAGACCACCAACCCAGAGGACAGGAAACCAGGGAAGGAUACAACGGGGAAGAGUUGGAGGAGGGCGCAACCAGUAUAACAUGAGAGGUGGGCGUAACCAGGGGCGUGGUGGCUUCAGGGGACGCGGUGGCCGAGGGCGUGGCCGAGGCGGCAAUAAAGGACCGACUCCCACUGCGGAGGAGUUAGAUGCGCAGUUAGACGCAUACAAUGCUCAGAUGGAUAGUUAAAGUACACAACAUCAGCAGGAAAACAGGAGUUUCAUUGAGGAGGGACCUUCUUCAACUGGAACUUUGCCACAGUACUGUACUUGUUGUUGGACAUCAGUAAUUUGUCAGAGUGCUUUAUAUGUCUCUAUGAUCAGCUUGUACAGAGGUUUUUUAUGUGUGGAAACUGGUCAAGUUUAUUCUCCUGCUCUGGCAAAUAAUAUUCUAACCAAGGUAUCUCCUCGACUUUUAUUGAAUAUCUCACCAGUAAAUGUGUUAAUAAAUUUGAAGGCUAGAAGUAAGGUUUUUUUAACCAGUAGUUCUGAGUCCGGCACGCUUCAGCAGAUUUAAGUGAGGUCUUCGUAGUGUGAAAUGUCAUAAAGUGGACGUAACUGUUUUCAUUCUUUCAAGAACAGAUAACCCGACGGAAUUGUUUGCUAAAAGGACCCUCUAUGUUUCUAUAUGUUCAGGAUUCGUCUUGAAUUUGCGAAGGGCUAUUUUUACAAAUCCAUUAACUAAAGGUCUGUUUUCUGCAUCGAGUUAGAAGUUUUGGUUUCCACAUUUGAGCAGAUGUGUUCCUCGGUCAUGUCCUUCCACGAGACAAUCCCUUUUUAAUCAAAGUAAACCUUAAAAUACUGUGGCUGUGUUGUAGUAACGUGAUUGUAAACUUUCUUUGUCGAUUCUGGAAUUAAGAAUGUUUCUAUAUUUUUAAUCGCCAUGGUCACUUGUAGUAGUUAUUGAUAGUACUUUACUUCCUUCUUUUUUUCAAUUUUUUUUUCUGAAUUAUUUUUGUGAUACUUAUUUUAAAAAUGUUUUUAGAGGGGACUUUUUCAGUUAAAACAAUUACUCUGAAUUAAAACGAAGUCAGUAUAAUUUCACAAUCUGUAUUUGAUAUUAUUAGUUUGUGUGUGUAAAUAGUUCAUUAUUCUCUCCCUUUUGGAGUUCAAAGACAAAU
Messenger RNA from Patiria miniata (bat star), 1960 nucleotides. Its product is annotated as THO complex subunit 4-A-like. Bases 226 to 1029 code for a protein of 267 amino acids. Lineage: Eukaryota; Metazoa; Echinodermata; Asteroidea; Valvatida; Asterinidae. The record is from RefSeq and is a predicted model, not a curated record. Gene Ontology annotation, biological process: mRNA export from nucleus. The transcript has 6 exons. Gene Ontology annotation, cellular component: nucleus. Gene Ontology annotation, molecular function: mRNA binding.